GUAGUGAAUGUCACACAGGGAGGCACCGAUGUACAAAAAUUUACGACCGAAACGGAAGUGCGGUCCAUGUGUAUUGCAGAUAGCUCCAGUACAGGCUAACUAGUGUGAGUUAGCGUGGUGAUUUUAGAAGAUUUACUUCAACUGGAUAUGCAAGCAUAGCUAAAUUAAUUCAGAUAUGUCGGCUUCAAUGAUAAGGAGGGGACUGGAGCUGUUAAGUGAUGAUAUAAAAGCCGUACCUGGGAACAAAAAACAGAAGGCCAGGAAGAAGCAGCCAGUGAACCAGGCUGGAGGACGAGGAGGGGGAGGAGUAAUGGAUCAGAUCAGCUCCAACAGGCAGGGCGUCACCAAGCAGGUUCGCAGGCUGCAGGGGCGGCUAGGGUCAGGCAAGAGCAAGGCUACCGUCAAAGACAAGCGCAUCAGGAGUGCAGUGGACGAGUUUAGGAAAAAACAGAAAUCAAGCCAGCUGAGUAAAAACCUGAGCUAUUUCAUGGGACUGGGAUACAAAGCAGAGCAGUCAGACACACAAAAGAUCCUGCUUCAGAAUAAAGGCCGGCAGUCGCGGAAUCGCCCCGACCCUCCCGUUAAGAAGCAGAAGGAGCAGAGGUCUCUGUUCACUGAGGAGGAGUUCCAGCAGUUCCAGAAGGAGUAUUUUGGUAGAACUGUGGAAGGUGGGAGUAAAUGACGGCCCACGGACCGUCAGGAAGCCGGCGUGAGAAGAGCUGGGAUUAAGCACCAUCUCUGGUUUUGGAUUAAAAUCACCCCCCAUCGGUUCCUUUUUCCAUUUUCAUUUUAAUUAAAAAUGAGUUAACGGGGGACUGCAAAUUAAAGAUUUGACUGUGGAGCUGAGUUUAAGUUGUACUAAGAUCCGUGCUUAAAGUGGGUUAUCUUGAAGCGAUUUUUAUGAUCGGAGAAGGAAAUGCAGAGUUUCAGUGCAGCAUGUGGGCUUUCACUCUGCCUGCAUUUCUAAAUUCUGCAGUUGAUCAGUGCCUGGGAGCCAUUUUGUGAUCUUGGAUGUUACUGUCGAAUGCUGUUGAGGACAAAGUCAAGAUAUUUCCGAAGAUCUAGUUCAGUGUUUUUUUUUGCCAAUGAGUGUAAAACAUCUACAAUAUAUUUUGGAGUAUUCAUUUAUGUUUUAGAGGUGUUGUGUAGUUUGCCAUUUUGAUUAAAUAAAACGGCUAAAUGCUAAGUCUCUUGGUGCAAAUUAUUUUUAAAUUUCAGGGCACAGUAAUAUGGGCACCACAAGGAUUUUUUAAAUCACUAACUUUGAAGUGAAAAUUCAAUUUCAGUUAAGUUCAUUCAAGACUAAAAUUGAAGGUAGUUAUGACCACAGGAGGGAAACGAUAUGUUGGUUUCUUGCUCUGGUUUUCUGUAUUUUCCUUGAAUUUUUAGUAGUAUAGUAUUCGCUAUGUUUUGACAUAUACUGUAUUAGACUUCAAUUUUCAUCUUCUGUUUUAUUUUUCUACUGAGGGACCCUCUGGAUGUUAUGAUAAAAUGCACAGAGAAAAAAACGUUUUUCUGUCUUUCUGAAUGUGAAUCUGAGUAUUCUGAUUUUUCAAUUCCUAUAGGAAAAUAUGCUUUGAUGUUGUGUGUUUCAUUAUAAAAUAUGACUGGUUGAUAUUGAAGAUA
Anguilla anguilla (European eel) is the source of this 1626-nucleotide messenger RNA. It is a transcript of the gene rps19bp1, whose product is annotated as ribosomal protein S19 binding protein 1. Bases 176 to 682 code for a protein of 168 amino acids. Gene Ontology annotation, molecular function: enzyme binding. The transcript has 4 exons. Gene Ontology annotation, cellular component: nucleolus. Lineage: Eukaryota; Metazoa; Chordata; Actinopteri; Anguilliformes; Anguillidae. The record is from RefSeq and is a predicted model, not a curated record.